Messenger RNA from Polyodon spathula (Mississippi paddlefish), 1119 nucleotides. RefSeq names its product histone H3. Lineage: Eukaryota; Metazoa; Chordata; Actinopteri; Acipenseriformes; Polyodontidae. The record is from RefSeq and is a predicted model, not a curated record. Bases 317 to 727 code for a protein of 136 amino acids. Gene Ontology annotation, molecular function: protein heterodimerization activity; structural constituent of chromatin; DNA binding. The transcript has a single exon. Gene Ontology annotation, cellular component: nucleosome.
AGUUACAAUUUUAAAUACAGUCUGCUUGUUUCGAUGUAUUUUUUAAUACUGGGGAUCAGUAAUAUGUUCCUGGAUGACUACGUUUAUUAAAAGGGCGCCAAACAAUUCAGAAACAAUGACUCCUUCAAAGAAUGCUCGCAAAAUUGAAAUGAACCAAUCAAUCAUUGAGAAUCUGCACUAGAACCAAUGAGGAACAUAAACCCGCCCUAAGUGUCUCAUAGCCUAUCAGGGCAGCUCAGUUCCUCUAUAUAGUCUCUGGUAUCGGCUGCUUGUAUCAUAUUGUAUAUUGUUGUAUAGUGUGUAGAAGAGCUUGAAGAUGGCAAGAACCAAGCAGACAGCUCGUAAAUCCACCGGUGGAAAGGCGCCGAGGAAGCAGCUCGCUACCAAAGCUGCCCGAAAGAGCGCUCCCGCUACCGGCGGCGUGAAGAAGCCUCACCGCUACAGGCCCGGCACUGUGGCUCUGAGAGAGAUCCGCCGCUAUCAGAAAUCCACCGAGCUGCUGAUCCGCAAGCUGCCCUUCCAGCGGCUGGUCAGAGAAAUCGCUCAGGAUUUCAAGACCGACCUGCGCUUCCAGAGCUCCGCUGUGAUGGCGCUGCAGGAGGCUAGCGAGGCUUACCUGGUCGGGCUCUUUGAGGACACCAACCUGUGUGCCAUUCACGCCAAGAGAGUCACCAUCAUGCCCAAAGACAUCCAGCUGGCUCGCCGCAUCCGCGGAGAACGCGCUUAAACUGCAAAACCCUUAAAACACAGUGAAACCCAAAGGCUCUUUUCAGAGCCACCGAGCUCUCUGAAAGUGUUAUAUUCCAUUAGCUUUAAACAUGUGCGGUGAACGUUACGUGUCUUGUAUUGUUUUAAAAUGUAUUAAUUGAUCGUGGUCUCUUUAUAUCAAGUGUUUUUCCCCCAACAUUGUAUUUCUUUAGAACUAACAAAUAAUGGAUGACUUAUAUACAUGGAAAGAGGGAGCCACAUUUAGACAUGAAUACAAAUCUGCUCUCGGAUUUGUGGUGAAUUUUCAGGCAGCAAGUUGAAGCCAGUAUUUAUAUCAAGUAAUAAACUAACAUUAAUACAAUUGUGUCAAAUACAUAAAAAUAAUCUCGCUAUAUAGAAGAAGCACCUACA